CUGUAAACUUCAGUCAUUUCAUAAUCGCCGGCCUGAACCACCGCCAACGGCCGCCCUCUGUAAUAGCGUCCAGAUCAAGAGAUGGCAGCUGACGAUCCAGUGAAUUCUGCUUCUCCUUCAUCGUCUUCGGCAAUAUCAACUUCAUUGGUCACAUGGAAAGAGCGGAUUUUUAUCCCCACGUUACUCGCAGGAGUUGCUGGUGCCGCCUUUGGAUUGGUAUCGAAGCAUAGAAAAGUGCACGGGAUUUCACAAAUAUCAGCAACUUAUGCAUCUAAUUUUGCCAUCGUCACCGGUUGCUAUUGCGGUGCUCGUGAGUUUGUUAGGGUGAGCCGAACCGGAAAGCCAGAUGACUUGUUGAACUCAGUCAUUGGAGGCUUUGGCAGUGGAGCUAUUCUCGGGCGCCUACAAGGUGGUCAAAUUGGUGCAGUUCGUUAUUCAGUUAUGUUUGCUGCUGUUGGGACAGCUGUGGACUACGCAACCCUGAAGGCAAAGCCCGCCCUUAGAAAAUUAAUCGAGGAAAAAGAGAGCUGGUUCAAAUUGCCUGAAUGGUCACCUAUUCAGGUACUCGAUGAAGAAGCAGUUGCUGCAAAACGUGCCCGAGAACAACAAAUCUUCAGAAACGUCCACAAUCUGAACAAAGAAGAAUCUUGAUCGUCUGUUUGAGAUUGUUCUUUCCUCUUUUUCUUGCCCUCUUUAUUCUCUUUUUUGUUUUCCUCUUUUCCGAAAUUAGAAUAAUGGAUAUAAGGAAGAAUAUCGAAAGCUCCUUUCUUGGAAGACUACGGAAGUCCUCAUGGCCAGGGAAAGCAUGCCAUGAAGGGAAAGCAAGUUUGUAUGUUGUGCAAGUGUCUUGUAUGGUGAAAGGUUGUGUGAAUAUGAGAAUGCACAAAUAUUACUCUUGGUUGUUUACUUUGUAUGAGACGGGGAAUGCUGAAAAUUUUAGGAUUGAAUAUUUUAAGCAAAUAUGUAUUUCAAAUGAUAUAUCAGUCCAAUAUUAUAUAUAAGGGUUUGCCUUAUAAGGAUUGAAUAUAUAAGAAAAUCAUCCGAUGGCU
Molecule: messenger RNA, 1049 nt
Organism: Striga asiatica
Lineage: Eukaryota; Viridiplantae; Streptophyta; Magnoliopsida; Lamiales; Orobanchaceae
Source: the annotation of a GenBank genome assembly